This is a messenger RNA of Sceloporus undulatus (fence lizard), 1479 nucleotides long. RefSeq names its product BCL2 like 15 (gene BCL2L15). Gene Ontology annotation, biological process: regulation of apoptotic process. The record is from RefSeq and is a predicted model, not a curated record. Lineage: Eukaryota; Metazoa; Chordata; Lepidosauria; Squamata; Phrynosomatidae. The transcript has 5 exons. The coding region runs from base 502 to 1038 and encodes 178 amino acids. Gene Ontology annotation, cellular component: cytosol; nucleus.
ACUAGGACUUUGGAGACCAAGGUUCAAAUCCUUGUUCAGCCAUGGAAACCCACUAUGCGGCUUUGGGCAAGUCACACUCUCUCAGACCCAGAUGAAGAAACACCCCCCUCUGAAACACGCCAAGAAAAGCCCAUGAUAGAUUUGCCUUAGGGUCACCAUAAGUCAGAAACGAAACACAAGAAAGUACUGUAUCAGCUUGUAGCAAGAAGGAAGAGAAAACAACGAUUUUGAUGUGCCAAAAACAUCCUGGUAACAGUUUCCUUAAUUGUGCAAUAUGAUAAUGUGUAAAUUCUGAUAUUGUGGGUGUGGCACAGUACUAAUAAAAAUAAACUUCCUGAUAAGGUUGUACAUUCUGGAGAGUAUAUAGUUGUAGCUCAUAUCCUAGAUUCAACAUACGGUGGAAAGAGAAGGUGCUGGAAACAUUCUGUGCAAGCCUUCUUUUCCAGAGGUAGACCAAACUGGAAAAAUAGCAACUUGUGUUUACACUACAGGAAAGCUAACAUGAAGUUGACUUUUGAAGAACAAACAGAGGAGAUUGUGAAAGCAUUACUUUAUGAUUUUGAUGUUAGCGAUGAUGAAUCUGAAGCAACUUUUCGAGCCCUGCCUCUGAGAGGAGGAGGGAUUCCAGUUGUUUCAUUUGAAGGACAAAUCACCUUAAUCCCUAAGGAAAUUGCAGGUAGCUCUGAAAGCUCUUUUGAUGCAGAGGCUAUUGCCAGAAGACUACAGCACCUUGGAGAUCAGUAUAAUGCAGAUGUGGAGAGAUAUGUUGAGAAGAUCAUUGAAGAGAGGAGUAACUUGCUGGAGAAAUUCAAGGAAACAGCCGAAUUUCUCAGUCGGAAUUCCGGGUUGCAGUAUGAGCAUAGUUAUGUAAUUUUCUCUGUUAAUAUGUUUCGGUGUCUUGUACGGAAAGCUCGUGCUAUAGCCCAGUCAGAGUUACUUAUACGGGCAAUCAAUGAUAACCACGCAGUGAGAGACUACAUUGAAAGACAAGGUGGCUGGGAGAACUUUGAAAACAGAAGAGGACAAAACAAUCACUGAUUUUUCAUCUCUGAUGCAAGAUGCUUUGCUGAAAUUUGUUGCUUUAAUAAAAAUAGGGAUGGAGUAAGAUUCUGCAUGAGAAUUGUAUGGUGGGAAGGAGAGCAAAUCGCAAACAGGCUCCAAAUAGAUAAAAACAAGAACCAAAUUUAAAAAAACCAAUCAACCAGAAGGCAUCUGUAGGUAUUUACUAUUGCUAGCCAACCAUAAUACUGUAGAAAAGUGAUAGGAAGAAAACAGAUGGCAGCUAGAUCUCUCAAUGAUUUGCAUUACAAUGGUAAGGGUUUCUCAUUUCCACAUCUAAUAAUAGCAACAGUUUAAAAGCUUUUCUUCCCUAAAACAGGCUGUAUGGAGGGCACUUAUGGUUAGGAGAACUAAGUGUAGAUUUGUGUAUGUGUGAAAGGAUUUAUCUCCUUUGUUCCAAUAUUAAACACAAAUUUCUGA